AAUGAAUUAAAUACAUUUUUGGGUGGAGUAACCCUUUAAGUGUUCUCCGGUUUAAAUCAUAAAAAAAAGAAAAGCAUAGUCAGGAAACAAACAAGGAGAAACUGGUGGUCAGAUUCACACUUACUUCCUAUGUGAAAAUAUAUCUUCAGGUUCAGGGUGAAAUAGACAUUAUUGUGUGUGAACUGCCAAAUUAAUUAUGUAGAGAGAUAGAUAUCUGUUCAAAUGUACAAUAAAACAAAAUGAAAAACGCAUAUUACAUUGAUACAGGAAACCGCAAUUGCAGAUAUGUGCAUAUGUGCAUGUUGUCACCUUACUUGACCUGACUGCAUAAGAAGCGUUAUGUAGCUCUGUUAGGCACUUCCUGGAAUAUGAGAGCAGAACACACAAGUCUCAACAAGCAGUAGGAAAGCGGUGCUUCAGGUGCAAGAUACACUCGACGUUUCUUAGACACAUCUACAAAGACGAAGGGCAGGGUAUUUCCAUCGAUCUCACAAUGUCUAGCCAAGGUACUAAAAGAAAGCGUGAUCAAGAAUCGUCUGACUCUGACUCCAGCAUAGAGUCACCGCUGACAGAUAUGGGGAUCAUGUUGAAGGCAAAGAAAAUCAUGAAAAGAGUCACUGAUAUCUUGGUCCGCACAGACAUUAUGCACAAAGACAUCAUCAUUUCAAAGAUAGAAAAAAUGAAUAAUGUCAGCAAAAAGGCUACCAUUGGGAUUUUUGGAAAAUCAGGAGAAGGGAAGAGUUCCCUAUUAAGUGCAGUCCUGGGGACAAGGGACCUUCUGCCAUCUGGUUGUUUUGGUGCCUGUACAGCCGUUGUUACUCAGGUGGAAGCCAAUCUGACUGACUCCAACUACAUAGCAGAAAUUGAACUCUACUCUAAUGAGGAGUGGGAGAAAGAGCUCAAAGAUCUUUUCAGAGUUUUGUCAGAUGAAAGUGAGGACAGAGAUGAUGACAUGUUUCAAAUUGCUGUAGAAAAGAUCACUGCGCUGUAUGGAGCUGAUGCAGACAAGAAAACAUUAGAAGAACUCCAGGAAGAUGAAAGAUUUGCUGAGAUUGAAACCUUUUUGUCUUGUAAUAAGAAAACCAUCUCAAACAAUGAUGUCUCUAAAUUUUCCAAUGAUGUUGCAUCUUACAUUAUCCACAGUGAAGCCAGUCCUGGUGGCUGGUACUGGCCGCUUGUGAAGAGUGUGACCUUUAAGGUUCCAGAUUGUCAUAACCUCCUGGAACACAUUGUGCUUGUUGAUAUUCCUGGCAGUGGAGACUGCAACAAGUUAAGAGAUGACAAGUGGAAAUCUAAACUGAGAGAGUGCUCUUCUGUGUGGAUUGUAAGUGAUAUCAAGCGAGCAACCACCGACAAAGACCCCUGGGGGAUUUUAAAUCUCUGCAUUGAAGAACUGGGACCAGAAGGAGAAUGCAAAAGAAUCAACUUCAUCUGUACAAAAACGGAUGAUAUCAAUGCACCAGCCUAUAUAAGAUCUGCACGGCUUACUAUAUCAGAAGACAAGUCUCUUAAUGAUCAGAAAAAGGUGUGCAUACUUCAUAGAAAUGAACUUUCCAAGACAAGAGUCAAAGAAAAGUUUGAAAAUUCUGAAAUCAAGAAAAGAUUCAGCACUGCCACUGAUGAUAAUUUUCUUAAUGUCUUCACUGUAAGUUCCAAUGCCUUCUUCGAACAUAAUUUAAUUCUGGGACCUAGUGAAACAGAAAUCCCAAAGUUACGGGAUGAUCCGAGGAUUCUUAACAAGAACAUUAACAGAGAGCUGACCAGUGAUUAUGUCAAUGAAGCAAGGGAAGUUUUGUCCUUGAUCCAAAGUGUUCAGCUGGAUAGAGACAAGAAAACGGAGGAGACAAAAGUCAAAGUCUGCAUGGAAUUAGAGAAUAACCUAAAGAAGGCACUGAAUGAACUGGACAGUCGUUUUGACACCAUUUAUACUAAUCUGGAGAAGUUUCUCUCAAAAGGAGUGGAUGAAUCAGUGCAAUUAUGUGUUGCUUCCACAAAAGCAAUUAUAGCCCCUAAUAUUGAUCGAAGAGGAUUCCAUAAAAUCCUUCAAGCUUUGUGCAAGAACGGUGGAUGCUACUGGUCAAAAAAUUGGGACGUAAUCCUAGAUCUGAACAGGCAAUUGGGAAAACACUUGCAUGAAAAUAUUUAUGAAUAUUUCAAUCUGAUUUUCCCUGUUACUGGAACAACAGGGAAGUCAGUGCAAGAACAGAUUGACAAGUUCAGUAUCAUCCAGAGUGACUCUGCUUCUCCUGGAUCUCCCAUAUUACAUCACAUUCAGAACUUCAUCAAAACAGUGGAAACUAAUCUGAAGACAUUACUUAAAAGAGUGGUUGUUGAUAGAAAGAAGAAAAUCUACUCAUCAAUCCAAACAACCAUUGAGAAGGAAAUGUCUUCUUACUAUGAACAAGCUGCAGCAGUGACUGGAAUCGGAUCCAUGAAGAAAAGGCAGGAACUGCUAAUAACCGCAGUCGAUGAGAUAAAACAUGACAUGUUCAACAAGGCAAAAAUUGAAAUGCUUACAAGUUUCAAGAAUUUAAAGUUGGAGAUAAAGAAUGCUCUUGAAUUUGGACUAAAUGAAUCAAUGAAACUCUCACUGUCAGAAACCAGCAAUGUCAAAAUGAUGGAUGUCUCAAGAGAGAUCGAACAGCUGGAGAGACUUGCAGAGCAACUGUCAAACUGAAGUUAUCAAGCAACAGUUAGCCCUAAGAUUGCGUCAUGUAAAGGGGUGCCCAAAGCGUCAGAUAUUGAAGCAUGGUCAAAAUUGUCAGUUAGAUGACGCCUUGGGAUGAGAAUGCGUUGCAAUUUAAUGUAACAUGAAUUUCAGUAAUUGUUUUAACUAGUUUUACAUUAUAUAGAUAUUGCUUAUUGCUUUACUCAUAUUGGUAUUUUUAGUGGUUUUAAAAUGAUUCACUUUCAUCAAAAUUUGUGUUUUAUUUUAGGUGAAAACUGCAUGAUACACAAACUGUGUGUUGAUUUAUUGCCCUUUUUUAUUACCACUUUUUAUCGUUACAGCAAUAAAUGGAAAUGCCAUUUAAAAGUACUUAUCACAGCUGUCCUAUUUUCUAGAAACUUUAUUGUUGAUGCAUUUAGAUUGGAAUGAAACAAGAGUCUUUUUUCAAUUUAGUUUUUUGCAAUUAAAAUGUCUUUAUCUUAUUUAGCAUAAAAGUAAAUGCAUUUUGUCUACUGAUGAUUUUUAGGUUAGGAAUGUCCAUUUAAGGAAUGCUUUGUAAUACUCUUCUUGUAUUAAAUCAUUAAAAUCUUUUAAUUUGAAUCUAAAUGUAUAUAUUUUUUAAUUGUC
Pimephales promelas (fathead minnow) is the source of this 3295-nucleotide messenger RNA. The record is from RefSeq and is a predicted model, not a curated record. Lineage: Eukaryota; Metazoa; Chordata; Actinopteri; Cypriniformes; Leuciscidae.